Messenger RNA from Eruca vesicaria subsp. sativa (arugula), 492 nucleotides. Lineage: Eukaryota; Viridiplantae; Streptophyta; Magnoliopsida; Brassicales; Brassicaceae. The record is from the annotation of a GenBank genome assembly.
AUGGCAGAGUACAAUAUGCUUUCCGAGGUUACUUAUUACCCCAAGAUCAGGUCUUGGCGUUUCAGAGUGCAGCUACACAUGAUCUACCCUUACGCGAUUACCAACCAUGGGUCUUACUAUAACUAUAUCCUCGCAGAUGAAGAUCCAACUAGCUCUCCGUUUAGACUAAAUGCUUCGCGCUGUACGCAAGUCCGCAUCAUCGAACCUCUGAACAGUCGCCUUUUCUUGGACUUCAAAAGCAUCCAUGAAAUCCCUCGCAUGCACUGGCGUGACCUCAGAUAUCCCAUAGAUACAAUGGGAGUGGUCUUCAACACGAAAGCCUAUCUCGAUGCCCCUUCAAGACCAAGGAUGGAGUUUUACAUAACGGAGAACAUUGACCAUCAGAUAAAAUGUGUGGUGACCGGCGAUCUGGCCUAUGCCUUCCAGGAUGGUCUUGAUUACCUGAUUGUGGCCCUUAAGAUGUGGAGAAUCUGGAAAUUUAUGUGUAAGUGA